AUGGAUUCCAGGCGGGCAGCGGUGCUGCUGCUGGUGCUGCUGCUAACAGACUGGGGCUGUGCUGAAGGACCAGGGGGCCAAGACGAAGGACGGCAGAUCUUCGAGGAAGACAGCAGGCCCCGCCCGCUGCAGGAGGCCCAGACCCCUGGGUCAUUCCUGCACUCCCUGCUCCAGGCCAUGCAGAGACCCGGCCGAAGCUCAGCCUUUCGGUUUCAGCCCCAGAGGUUUGGCAGAAACACCCGGGGCUCCUGGAGCAGCGAGCAGUUGGGUCCCCGAGCCGGGGAGGAGCUCAGCGCCCCGUUCUGGAGCCUGGCUGCCCCUCAGCGCUUUGGGAAGAAGUGA
Molecule: messenger RNA, 342 nt
Organism: Puma concolor (puma)
Lineage: Eukaryota; Metazoa; Chordata; Mammalia; Carnivora; Felidae
Source: RefSeq, a predicted model, not a curated record